UCAGCGGGGCCGGGACGGCUGGGUCCCCCGGGGGGGCCCCGCCGGAGUUAGGAGGCGGCGCCCGAGAGUCCCCGGAGGAGGAUGGGCUGCGGACACAGCACGCUGAGCUGCUGCAAAGCCCCCAAAAAGAGGCGCCAAAAACCAGAUCAGCCACUCAGACCAGAGCCACAGGAACUAGGUCCCCUCAAUGGGGAUACAGCCCCAGCCAUCCAGCUCUGCGCAUCUGAGGAGGCUGAGGAGUACCAGAAGGAGAUAACCAGAAUUCUCCUGCAACACGAAGAGGACAGGAAGAAAUGGACACAACAGGAGGAGGAGGACAGGAAGCUAGAGCUUGGAGAGAAGCUAGAUGAACAGAGAAGAGUCCUGGAAAGAGAGCAUGAGGAGACCCUGCAAGUCCUCCGGGCCUCGCAUGAGCAGGAGAAGGAAGCCCUAACCCACUCCUUUCAGGAGGCCAAGGCGACUCUGCAGGAGACCAUCGAUGGACUGUCCUCACAGCUGGAGGUCUUCCAGGCCAAGAUGAAGAGGGUAGAAGAGUCCAUUUUGAGCCGAGACUAUAAGAAGCACAUCCAGGAUUAUGGGAGCCCCAGCCAGUUCUGGGAGCAGGAGCUGGAGAGUUUACACUUUGUCAUCGAGAUGAAGAACGAGCGUAUUCACGAGCUGGACAAGCGGCUGAUCCUCAUGGAAACAGUGAAAGAAAAAAAUCUGAUGUUGGAGGAAAAAAUCUCCACCCUGCAGCAGGAGAACGAGGACCUCCAUGUCCGGGCCCGCAACCAGAUGGUUAUGUCAAGACAGCUCUCGGAGGACCUGCUUCUCGCCCGCGAGGCCCUGGAGAAGGAGUCCCAGUUGCGACAACAGCUCCAGCAGGAGAAGGAGGAGCUGCUGUACCGGGUUCUCGGGACCGACGCCUCCCCUGCCUUCCCCCUGGCCUCUGUCACCCCCACGGAGGUCUCCUUCCUCGCCAGCUAGGGCCCGGGCCUGGGCCCUCCAUGACGCCUGUGGUCAUGGCUCCCUCUUGAUGACUUACUGAAGAAGACAGCAGGAGCCUCUCGUCUUGUCCCAGGAAGGGCGGAGGGCAGGAGUGAGGGGGGAGCCAGGGUGUGUGCCCUGAGGCCUGGGGGCCUGGGCCAUGCAGGAUCACCCAUAGGGUGAUGGAAGGCCCCAGAUGCGCCUUCCCUGGAGUUGGCCCUGGGGAACAAGCAAAAGGAGCCCUUCCGUCCCUCCCUAUUCUCUCUGUUCAAAUCAGGGAAGUCCUAACCUUUUUCUAGGGGAAGUGCUGCUGAGGUCAUCUGACAAAGAGACAAGCCCCCUGGUCCUGACUUGGUAGCUUUCCCCAGAUGUUCUCGCCUCUGCUCAGACCCUCCCUUAGCCUCAGUUUACCUGUCCUCUAAAACAGGCAGGGGACCUGAACGAAUGAUACUUGAGUCUCUACAAUGUCCCAUUCUAGGUUUGUUUGAAGGUCAGACAGGGAGCUGGGGACAGGGGACGAAGUGGGCCAAACCCUGGGAAUCAACAGGGAAAGGUGAGCAGCUGGAAAGGGGGUUGCUGGAGGCCCAUUGGGCUAGCGGUGCCAGGGCCGAACCAGCCAAAGCAGGGGCUAGACAUGACCUGGGGUAAGCCACUGCUUCUGGUCCCAGAGUCUGGUCAGCCCAGGGGUAAGCCAGAGAUCCUCCUCCCUGACCAGGCAAGGCUCACUCCCUCAGCCCUCCAGGUCUCUCUGUCUCAGGGCCACCUCGUGGGUCUGGAGACACCUAGCUGCCAGAGCUAGAACCUCAUCCCUGUAGAGAUGAGGAAACCACGGUGGGGAGUGGAGCCCACAAAGCCAGGACCAGGACCUCAGCUGUCAUCCCGCUUUUAGCUCGCUGUGCUUGUUUUUCUCCUCAGGCUCUGGAAAAAUCAGACGUGUGACUUACCUUCUCCUCCUUCCUCUACCUGCCCACCCCCCGCCCCCGCCGACUUCUGGUUUCUCUCUUCCUCCUGCUCCCUACCUUUACUCCUUCUACCACGCCCGAUGCCAGGUGCCAGGACCCCAGAGCCUGGCCCUCAGCUUCCCCAUCAGUGCAGAGGCGUGGCUGGAGAAACCAGCCUUGGAAGGCCAGUGCAGCCCAGACUGUCUGUGGAUUUAAUAUUCUUCUCAAGAAGCUUCAGGUCAGCUGGACACUGUACAGAGAACCUCUCCCCUGCACAGAGCAUUUUAAUUCAAUGCUCUCACAUACACUCCCUCCUGUCAGCUACCUAAGAUUCUCGAAGCCAGUUGUCAUCCCUCUUCAGCAGCAGAGCAAACUGAGAAUCACAGGAGCCGGAGGACCUUCCCUGAGAUUCCCCGGCUCCAGCCCCAGAUCCCAGACCAGCAAGUAAGAAAGGCUAGUCCAGUAGAACUGAAGUUAGCUCCAUCAACCCAGACCUGGUCUUCAGCCAUUUCUUGUUCUGGAAUUCAGAUGUGACUCUCUUUCUCCAUUUCUCCCCUAGUAGGGCUAAGGGAGCGCUGAGCUGCUUCUCUGGCUGUGGGCAAACAGGUUAUAUAUCUGGGAGCCUUGGGAACAGCUCUGGAGUUGAAGUACACAUGUACUUCAUGCAUCUUUCCCCAAAGUUUGUCUGGGAUAUGCUAAUUCGUUGCACAUUAAUAGGCAUGACCAAGAAAAGAAUUGAUAGCCAAGUAAUCUGAGAAACUCUAGAUUCCAUCAAGUUAAACAGAUCUGCAAAGUGCAGGACUUCUCAGAACCCUUAAUGCACUAAUGUGAACUGCAAACUUCCAAGAAGGAAGCAGAGUAUCCAGCAUUUUCUAAACUCCUUUGACCAACGUCCUACCCCAACCUAAGCACUUCAGGCUGCAGAAUGCACUUUAGAAAGCAUCGUUUUA
Neogale vison (American mink) is the source of this 2857-nucleotide messenger RNA. It is a transcript of the gene CCDC69, whose product is annotated as coiled-coil domain containing 69. Bases 82 to 966 code for a protein of 294 amino acids. Lineage: Eukaryota; Metazoa; Chordata; Mammalia; Carnivora; Mustelidae. The transcript has 9 exons. Gene Ontology annotation, molecular function: microtubule binding. Gene Ontology annotation, cellular component: cytoplasm; nucleus. The record is from RefSeq and is a predicted model, not a curated record.